Messenger RNA from Helobdella robusta, 564 nucleotides. RefSeq lists its product as hypothetical. The record is from RefSeq and is a predicted model, not a curated record. NCBI's taxonomy places the organism in Eukaryota, Metazoa, Annelida, Clitellata, Rhynchobdellida, Glossiphoniidae. Gene Ontology annotation, biological process: regulation of pH; sodium ion transport; proton transmembrane transport. Gene Ontology annotation, molecular function: sodium:proton antiporter activity. Gene Ontology annotation, cellular component: membrane. The annotation marks the transcript as partial. The transcript is spliced from 5 exons.
AUAGUUUUGGAGGCUUCUUUUACAUUGGACAACCAUGCAUUCAGAGAGAACAUCGGAACGAUUUUGCUCUAUGCCGUUGUGGGAACAGUAAUAAACUUCAUAAUAAUCGGCUUCGCUCUUUACGGUUUGGCCGUAGCUGGCGCAUUCGGAGAUACCCACGUGACUAAAUUAGAGUACCUUCUCUUCGGCGCACUGAUCGUAGCAGUCGAUCCGGUGGCCGUCUUAGCCAUUUUUCAAGAUGUCGGCGUUAAUGAAGUUCUUUACUUUUUGGUCUUUGGAGAGUCUUUAUUGAAUGAUGCAGUAACGAUUGUGUUGUAUAACACGAUGGAGGCAUUCACUAAAACACCCAAUAUUCAUCCAACUGAGGUCGUCAUUGGGAUAUUCUCCUUCUUUACCGUCAGUCUCGGCGGUCUGUCAAUCGGUAUCCUAUUCGGUAUAGCUACUUGCCUAAUUACUCGAGUGACGUCACACGUGAGAGUGGCUGAACCGCUUGCUAUAUUGACGAUGGCAUACAUGUCUUACUUGUGCGCUGAGCUAUUUCAUUGGUCAGGAAUAAUCAGGUGA